This is a messenger RNA of Musca domestica (house fly), 1077 nucleotides long. It is a transcript of the gene Uch, whose product is annotated as ubiquitin carboxyl-terminal hydrolase. Gene Ontology annotation, biological process: ubiquitin-dependent protein catabolic process; protein deubiquitination. The record is from RefSeq and is a predicted model, not a curated record. Gene Ontology annotation, cellular component: cytoplasm. Gene Ontology annotation, molecular function: cysteine-type deubiquitinase activity. Lineage: Eukaryota; Metazoa; Arthropoda; Insecta; Diptera; Muscidae. The transcript is spliced from 4 exons. The coding region runs from base 141 to 827 and encodes 228 amino acids.
UACACAAAAGGAAAUUCAAAUACAAGUCACACUCCCACCGAGAAAAGCCGGCAUUUUUCUUGCUUGUUGAAGAAAAUCUUUUUGGAAGGACUCUUUUUGCAAUUUUUUGCUCGUCAUCACAUAUUGAUCUCAAAGCCAAAAUGUCUUCAGUUUGGACCCCAUUGGAAUCGAAUCCCGAUGUUCUAACUAAAUACAUACACAAAUUGGGGGUGUCCAAAGAAUGGGCUCUCAUCGAUGUUGUCGGUCUGGAACCGGAAAUGUUGGAAUGGAUUCCAAAACCCGUAAAAUCGAUUAUCUUGCUAUUCCCAUGUUCGGAAAAAUAUGAAAAACAUCGGGCCGAGGAACAUGAACGUUUGGCCGCUGAGGCUCAGGAUUAUCCCAAAUCUCUGUUCUAUAUGCGUCAAUUUACCUCAAACGCCUGUGGAACUGUGGCCCUUAUUCACAGUGUGGCUAAUAAUGAAGACGUUAAAGUUGAAGAUGGUGCAUUGAAAAAAUUCCUGGAAACCGCCAAAGACUUAUCACCUGAGGAUAGAGGCAAAGCGUUGGAAAACGAUAAGGGUGUGGCUGAAGAUCAUCAGGCAUUGGCAACCGAGGGUCAAACCACUGCCAAUCCUGAGGAGAAAGUCUAUCACCAUUUCAUUGCUUUGGUCAAUGUGGAUGGUACCUUGUAUGAACUGGAUGGACGUAAAUCGUUCCCCGUAAAACAUGGUGCCACCACACCCGAAACUUUUGUACAAGAUGCUGCCCGAGUAUGCAAGGAAUUUAUGGCACGAGAUCCUGAAGAGUUACGUUUCACCGUAAUGGCAUUGGCAGCUGCACAAAACUAAAGACUUGAAAUAUCUUGGAAUUUACAUUAACUUAUACAUCGCGCUAAAAAAGCUUUGCUCCACUGAAUUUAUAACUUUUUUUUGUUAUUUUAAUGUAUUUGUUUUUGAACUGAUGAUAAAACAACGAGAGUUAGUCUCAUUAACAAUAAAUAUGUAGCUUUUUGUACGGCUUAAUGCUUUUUGUUUACUAUUAUUAUUUUAAAUUUGUAAUAAUUCAUAUAAAAAUAAAUACAUAUAUUUGUGUCUUUAA